UAGAGCUGCAGGAGCUCUGCCACCGAAAACUUGCAAAGAUCCCGACUCACAGAAGAGUUGCAGCUUCUGUGUACCUUGAUGUAAUUGGUUCUACCUUGUUUCCUGCCAUGAGUAAAAGCAAAAUCAUGUCGGAAAAGCCUGGCCGUGCUGCUUCCCAGACAGCCCCCGCGGCUAUCAAGGGCUUUACUUGUGUCUCGAACAAAAUUGCGUCCCUCUUCGAGAACGAGCGGAUUGUCGCACCCGUUUGCGUGAUGACUCUUCAUUUCGGCAUUGCUUUGGCAAUUUUGUACGCCAGACCUUCACCUGCACCAAAACUCAACAUAGAUGGAAAUGUAUCUGGGCGACGUGUUGGAAUUAUGGGAGACAAUCAGAUUGCGAGCAGGAACCCAGCGUCGCCCACGAGGACCCAGCAUAUUGCAACCACGGGACUUGUUCAAGCAGGAGGCCGAAUGACUCACUUGAAAGCAGAGGAAGCUGCCUAUGGUGAUCUUGACCACGAGCACGUGCACGACCACCUGCUUAGUUUCUUCUUUCCUCUACCACAAAUAGACGUCGUACUACCUCCCUGGCUUCCCUUGAUGCUCUUGACCAUUUUCUUCUAUUUUUCCGCCAGUUGGGCGGAUCCGGGCUUUGUCCCGACGCAAAACUUUCCGACCGUGGGAAGUGGGGGCGUGAACCCGUUUCUGAUUCUUUUGGGCAUGCUGGUGCACCGUACUACGAGAGGACCGCCGCAACAUCUUGAUGGAACGUCGAAGCAUAAUUACGAGCUUGUCGCGGUUGUCGAGGAUGAUCAUGUGGACGACGUGGUCGCGAGGAGCCAGGACACCGGCGAGGGAAAGCUACAUGCACUUUCGCCUGGAAGAACACGUAUAACAAGUGGACCGGGGGGCGAGCUGGAGCUUACAGAAAUGACCCACGAGGCGGAUCAAGAACAUGUCGUGCUCGACAUGGACGCCAACCGCUUCAGGGAGAGGGCAACGGCAACUACGGCGGGGAUAGUAUUAACCGCCGCUGCAGAUGCGGAAACCCCAUCGAGCGGCGCUGUAUGAAUCGAGUAGAACAAUCUGUUGUCGACGACCUGUGGUGCGGUAGCUAUAUUUCUUCAUGGCAACUAGUACUCCUACUCACCGUCAGUCUCAGUGUUAGUACCGUCACAAGCACUAUGAUUGAAUUUCAAAACGACGACGAGCUGAAAUGUAUACAGUUCCAGUUGUUCGGCAGAAUGAUUUCUGAUGAUACAUGGGAGCAGUAGUUGUCUGCACGCCGACAUCAAUGUCAAUCAGGCCGAGAUGAAACAGGUCAAUAGCGACUUCGACAUUUUUUUCCAUACACAAAUCGACGCAGAUGAAGAUAGCGACGUCAUCCGACCUGCAUCCAGUCUGACGAAAGCCAAGCAGGCACCGCCCGUUGGCAGUCUGGACCACGAAGAAAUGGGAAGAAAGAUCCAGCACAAGGAGCCCGCAUCAAACGCAAACGGUCUCCGCUACUGCGAGAUUUGCGAGCUGUACCAGCCCUUGCGCAGCAAGCACUGUCGGGACAGCAAGCGGUGCGUAUUGCUGUAUGAUCACUACUGUCCUUGGAUUGGCAAUUGUGUCGGGGAAUGGAACCGGAGAUCGUUCUACUUUUUUCUCUUCUUCCAGUUCCUCGAAUUGCUCCAGUUUUUGUUUUACGGAUUGAAGGCGCUGGUGAUUUACGCUUUUCGGCCGAAAUCCUGGCUCAGUUCAUCCGGUCGUGGGAUCACCAGUGCGACCGCUAGGCCCAGAAAAACGGUGUACAACACGGGUUCAUCUUACAGUGUAUCAAAAGUAAAAAUGUCUGGGUCCGGAAACUUGUGAUGCUGUUGCUGGGUGGCGUCUCAUGAUGAGGCUACAAAUGCUGGAUCAGCAUGACAAGUUUCUGAGCUCCUCCUAGGUGUUGCCUACUCUGCAUGACAAACUGCGCUUCUGCAUCACAGAAAAACGGAGCUCUUGGGUAACGUGCAUGACAGAUUUAAGACUCAUGCCAGACAAGCAUGACAAACAUGAAUUCUUCCAGACCCAGAUAUUUUUACAGUUGAUACAGUGACCACGCGAGCAAUCUGGCCGGGAAAAUGCUGCAUGGACGGGGGAUGUCAGCCGCAGCCACGGGAGCGGUGUCGAGCGCAGGUAUUUCACCCGUAGUUCACCCAAGCAGUUUGAUGUUAGGAGCAUCAGCGUCUUCUGCAAGUGCUUUAGUCCGAGGACUGGAUGAUCACAAAGGUUUGAUGUCGACCUCAGUACCGUACUACGGUGACCAGUUCCACCAGCACACAUUGGCACCUGCAAAUGUUCUCACGCCGCACAUAGGAGCACGAGCACCAGGAGCAGCAUCCUCUAGUACUAUUGGUACUGCAAUCGUCCAAGCACAACUGGCCGGAAUGCGCACGCCGUUUCUCCUCCUGAUGACCGCUGUUACGCUGGUGCUUGUGUUCCUUUUGAUGGUGGGCGCGUUGCUCGGGUUUCAAACCUAUUUGGUUUUCGCGAACCUCACCACCUGGGAGGCGACGACGUGGUAUGGAUUGCAAAAAUGUCUGGGUCUGGAAGAUUGCAACUUGUCAUGCUAAAUCCGAAUCAUGCAAAAAUCUGUGUUGCAUGACUGCCAAAAGCUGUCCACUUUCGACCAAGAUGGGAGGGAGUUUCUCAUGCAGGAUAGGCAUGAUAGAGUUAGAGACCUCACAGACUCUGUCAUGGCAGGUCCCGCAUUCCAGACCUCAAGGGUCAUCGAAAACCUGCAUGACAAGUUUACACUCUUCCAGACCCAGAUAUAUUUGCAAUGCAUACGUGGCACAAAGUCACAUAUUUGAAGGACUUCAAACAAGCGAAAGGCUCUCCGUUCAGCCGGGGGUGGAGACUGAAUCUUGUCGCUUUUUUCUGCCCUUUGCGCUGGUGUAGGACCCGCUUAAGAAACGGGAACAUGCGCGGGGAGGCGGAGGAAGUUGUCGUGAUGAAUUGCGGGUCGAUUUCAUCUGCUGGGGGUGCUGGUGGAGAAGACCUUGUCGUUGGGGUUGAUGAAGAAGACAAUCAGGACAAGAACCGCAACACCGCAGAUGAGCUGCACGUGAAUGGCAUGAACGAAGCGGAUAUUAACCAUGCGGACUCCACCCCAAGCAAGGGAUCGAGACCUUCAGCUCGCGGCAGAAAGUUGUAUGCGAGGAGUGAUAAUGUCGUCGGAGAAAACGAAAAGAUGAGUCCUGGGGGCGCGAAAACUUGCAAUCCAAACAAGAUGAAAGUGACAUCUACGGCACUGCAAGCGAAUCAUGAUCGUCGUGGUCGACGUGUAGUCCCCGCGUUUUACUACCACCCGUGGAUUCUCGGGCCGCAGGAGGGUGAUGAGGCGUCCUCCUGCGAUCCGUUUUGUUGUGUGGAAAAAGAGAAAGACGAAGAAGAUGAUGAAGCACCCUAUGAAAAAGAAACAGAUGUUGAUUAUCGCGGAAAAAAUCGAGUUUGAUGAAGGCCUCGCUAUGUCCUUAAGUAAGAAUGUUUACAACUGAUACUGCACAAAAAAUGACUACACGAAGAUUCAAAAUUUCUCCUCGCAGUGACAGCAAGGCACUGAUGAAACUGGUAGUGGUGAAAGGAACGAUCCC
This is a messenger RNA of Amoebophrya sp. A120, 3604 nucleotides long. The record is from the annotation of a GenBank genome assembly. NCBI's taxonomy places the organism in Eukaryota, Dinophyceae, Syndiniales, Amoebophryaceae.